AACUCGUUGUCGCACAUUUCACCUUGAUUUUUCGAUCGAUUCAAAGAAUAUGAACGUAAUACGAACUGAAACAGCUUUAAAUGCACCAAGAAAACAACAUGAGGCACGAUUCUUGCAAGAAUUCAAUCAUCCGUUAACGAAAGAUCAUAGGAAAUUUGACAUGAAGACAAAGCGAAGGAGAACCAAUUGGAAAUCAGCAGCUACCACUUCGAACAGCUAUUCCAAAAGUCCGAAAUUUCGUAAUGCUCCAGUGCCGUCUUCUUUAUUAACCAGUACAUCGCGUUAUUGCGUUUCCAGAUCUGCAACAAAAACUACCACGGGUCCUAGUUCGAGCUUGCUCGAGUCUGCUUCUGGUGGUACAAUUCUCGCCAUAACGACCGGCCGAGGUGAUGCGAGAUCGGAAGUGGGGAUGGCCGCGUUGAAUAUCCGAUGUCCACAUUUGAUUCUUUGUCAGAUCAGCGAUGCCCAGACUUAUAUUAACGCGUUAAGCAAAUUGUAUUUAUUCGAUCCAACGGAAGUUUUGAUGCCAGACACGAUAUGCGAACGUACCACGGGGAAAUGUGCCCUUUACAAUUCGAUAAUGGAGAAAUUUCCUGAAGUAGAGCUAACCGCAAUAUCUCGUGUACACUUUAAUGACACAGUCGGACUGGAACGAAUCAAAUCACUUUGCAACCCUGAAUACUCUUCGGUGGAAUUAUUCGUUAAACAAAAAUAUUACGCAUUAGCCGCGGCUGCAGCACUAGUGAAAUACGUCGAAUACACUCAACGUAUUAUUUACACUCCAAAAUCGAUGAAAAUCGAAUUUCAAGGAUCACCGAACGCUACUAUGAUAGAUUUGGAAAGCGCACAAAGCUUAGAGUUAGUCCAGUCGCAAUGUGGUCGACGAAAUAUCAAUUUAUUAGGUAGCUUGGAUCGUUGUUUAACGCCAAUGGGUAGGAAACUUUUACGCUCAAACAUACUUCAACCCCCUUGUGAAGAACGCGUGAUUCUCGAACGACAAGCCGCCGUUACCGAACUGGUAUCCAACUCUUCGUUACGUGCGUUAAUCCAGCCCAUCAUACGACGACUUUAUGGCGCUGAUAGACUUCUGGCUUUAUCGACGAUGCCAACUAUGCACGAAAACAGCGUGCAAAAUGCAGAACACAAUUUAAAUUACGUUCUGUUAUUGAAAAAUUUAUUAGACGUCAUACCCGAACUUGGAAAGAUAUUAUUAGCUGGUGAGAGUGACCUCUUGCGCAGAAUUCAAAAGAAACUGGAAAGAGACGAAUUUCGGUUAAUGCGAGAAAAGAUUGUCGAAACUAUACAUCCAGAUGCGAGAUCAGUAACUGGAUACACAUCUUCGAAUAUGCAACGUUGCUUUGCUAUCAAAGCAGGAAUUAGCGAUCUGUUGGAUGUUGCUCGACAAACCUAUUGCGAAUUAAUCGAUGAUAUGAAAACUAUGGUGGAAAAUUUGGCAUCCAAACACAACUUAACUUUGUCUCUAAACUGUAAUGCUUCUCUGGGCUAUCAUAUUCAAGCGAUAUUGCCGCGAAAUUUAAAUACUGAAAACUUUAAUCUACCAUCCGAAUUCAUAGAGGUACGGAAGAAUAAACGAACGUAUACGAUGACUACCAAUGCGCUUGUGACAUUGAGUCAACAGUGUACAAUCGCAUGUGAGGAAUUGCACUUAAUGAGUAACGUGCUUCUCGCUAACUUGCUACAAAAUAUUCGAGAAUACAUUGGCAGUAUGUUCCAAUUGAAUGCAGAUGUCGCAGAGCUGGACCUGAUAACAUCCCUUGCUCAAGUCAGUUCUCUUCAGACAUAUACGAGACCAUUGUUUGGAUCUAAAUUGGAAUUAGUUGAAUCAAGGCAUCCAAUAAUGGAUGUUUUUAGUCUGGAUGGUCCCAUACCUAAUGAUGUUAAUGCAUCGAUACCUCGGAAUCUAUAUGUAAUUUCUGGACCUAAUAUGAGUGGCAAGUCGACUUAUCUUAAACAAAUUGUUUUGUUGCAUAUAAUGGCACAAAUUGGUUGUUUUGUACCAGCCAAGAAAGCGAUGUUUCGCAUCACAGACCUCAUAUUCUGUAAGAUAGCCAUCCGCGAUGAUAUCGAAUGCAACGCUUCCACGUUUGCUCUCGAAAUGAAGGAAGCCCAGUAUAUUUUACGUUGUGUUACGGCAAGAUCGCUCAUCAUUUUGGACGAAUUGUGUAAGGGUACUGCCAUUGAAGAAGGCGCUUCAAUCGCUUGGGCCAUAUGCGAAAAACUUUUGAAUACAACUGCUUUUAUUUUUGCUGCAACUCAUUUUUCUUAUCUAACGAAAUUAGCAAAUCUAUACUAUAAUGUGACAAAUCUACAUUUUGAAACGACAAACGUUCGAGGAGCGGAAACUGAUAAUUGCUCCCACCGAUUAACCUAUACUCAUCGAUUAAAAUCCGGUGUGGCGGCAUAUUCUGACGAUUAUGGCAUCCUUUUAGCUGAAUUAUCUGGUUUGCCAAAGGCAGUUACGGAAAAGGCACGAAGAUAUGGUUCUGAACGAGUGGUUACGGAUCAAGUCACAGCUAAAUCGAUUGUAUGGGAAAAAACAUGUUAUAGCAUUCUAGUUAAGUUGUACGAACUUUUAGAGACUGAAAAGUUUCAUCAGGAGCAAGUGAUCUUACUUAUCCGACGCUUCGUAAAUCUUUGGAGACAUCAAGAUUGCAAAGACACUGUACAAGAAGAGAAGAAAACGACAAAUGAAAAUGACAUCAACACACAGAAAAGCAAUGGAAAGGAUAUCGACACACAGAAAAGCAAUGGAAAGGAUAUCGACACACAGAAAAACAAUAAAAAGGAUAUUGACACACAGAAAAGCAAUGAAAAUGAAUACGUAGAAGAUAUCGUAUCCAAUAGAACGAAUAUCAUAUAUUCUGGAAAAAAUUGUAAUGAAACGGAACGACACGAUACCUAUGAAACUACAAUUUAUACAAAUACCAGGUCGAAAGAGAUUCCUCUUGUCUUGUCUAAUACUGCAGGUACCGAUAUCUCAAUGAAGGCACAUCAGAUACAAAGUGAAACUCUUAAUUUUGAGAAUGAUUCGUCCAGCAUAAAACAUAACCAGUAUUACAUUUCAUCGAAUCACUCGUUCAAUUCGAUCGAUCCUACAUCUUCUUAUUUAGUACCAACUGAGAAUAUUUCGAACAAAUCUGACAAAAUUUCGUUAUCGUCGGAUUAUGUAAAAUUUCAUAAACAGUUUCUGGAAGCCUGUGCUUCUACAGGUCCUAUUAUCGAUAAAACUAUUCCAUCUCCAUCGUUUAUUCCAUCGAACGAGUUAUCAUCAGUAUCGAUGUCAAUGAUCGAAAAAUCAACAUCACAAUUGUUCGAAUGCUGUCUCUCGGAUGAUGAUUUCGAACUACCCGAUGUUUCUUGCAGCUCAGUUCUUACAAAUUCAAGUCAAUUGACGAUUAACAGAACUUAAGUGGCUAGGUCCAAAGUUAUCACUUAUCUUAUUUUCCUUGAUACACGUUAGAAGUACAUUCAUAAUAUUAUAGUAAGCAAUAUUAUUCGUUUCGUUUUACUUUAUGUAUACUCCCUUAUUUUUUUGUAGUUUUCUUUUAGAAAUAGCGCUAUCAAACGUAUUGGUCUAAUGUCAGCACAGAUAUGUCUAUGGACUAAAUGAUUAAAAGUACUAGGAUUCACAUAUUUGUCUCAUUUUUUCCUUUAUUCUUGUCCCAUUUUCUCACUCUUUAUAUUCGCAAAAUUAUUUGCUUUUACAUUUGAAGCAUAGCUAUUCGCUUUUUCUUUUUACCGUCAGAUUUAUUUCCCGUAUCUUCCUCUCUUUUAAGCUUUUUUAUUUAUUUACGUCCAUUUUUCCACCCUCCCACGCUUUCUUUUCCUCUUUUCACCUUCUUCCUUCGCUACUCAAACCUUCCAUAUCCUUUUGUAGCAUUCUUUUUUCUUUUCUUCUUCUCCAUUCCUUUUCCCACCUCUUAUUCUUUAUUCUUUCCUCUUGCCAUCAAAUUGUUACAUAUCUAGUUGACAAAUGAAUAUUAAAUAGAAGUGUCACACUACCGGUGUAUAUGUAUUACUUGAGAUGCAUGUAACUUGAGAUGAAU
Bombus pyrosoma is the source of this 4067-nucleotide messenger RNA. Its product is annotated as mutS protein homolog 4-like. Gene Ontology annotation, cellular component: nucleus. The record is from RefSeq and is a predicted model, not a curated record. Gene Ontology annotation, biological process: reciprocal meiotic recombination; mismatch repair. Lineage: Eukaryota; Metazoa; Arthropoda; Insecta; Hymenoptera; Apidae. The transcript is spliced from 16 exons. Gene Ontology annotation, molecular function: mismatched DNA binding; ATP binding; ATP-dependent DNA damage sensor activity. Bases 50 to 3430 code for a protein of 1126 amino acids.